This is a messenger RNA of Prorocentrum cordatum, 3239 nucleotides long. Lineage: Eukaryota; Dinophyceae; Prorocentrales; Prorocentraceae. The record is from the annotation of a GenBank genome assembly.
UCAUGAGACAGCAUUGGAACAUAACGCAGGGAUUAUCAAGGUCGAGGCGAAAAGCUCGAAGACCUCUCGCGUGUGUUCGAGCUCUUCGAUGUCGACAGAUCAGAUCGCAUUGGUGCCGGCGACUUUGCUUACAUGCUCUCGUGGCUCGGCUUCACGUGGGCCCCCGCGAUCGCGAUUGGAAGCGGCCGCCGCUGAACGAGAGGCGCCGUGGAGGUCUACGAGGCGGCGGAUACCGACAGAUCGGGGAGCUUGAACCAGCGCGAGUUCAUCAUCUGCGCGAGAGGAGCGUGCGCAGCUGGGCUCGGAGGUGGGGAAGAUUGCCCAGGUGAUCCGAGAGCGCCAUCAGUGGCUCUGAAGAUCGCAUCCGUCGCACUCGUCUGAUGCAGGUGCUCAAGGUGCUCGGGUGCACGAGUAGUCAGGAUAUUGGGCGGUUCUUGACGCCAUUGCGGCUGAUCUUGUGGCCUUGGGUGGCUGCGCCUGAUCCUGGGCACAAUUUGAUCCGCGUGGGCACAGUUGGCAAUGCGAGCAGGCGCGCAAGGGAGCCUCGCAUCCCUCUGAGCUGGGCAUCCCUCGCAGGAGCGCGUUCUGGACCAGGGAGUCUUCAAGGAGACAUCCCUUGGCAGGCUUCCUUUGGCGCAUCCCAAGUAAGUUGUAUCCCCCUGCCCCUUCGCAUUGCCCAGUUCGACUGCAGGGUGGCCCAGCCGACGACGGCGCGAGGUUGACAUCGGCCAAGUGCAUGUGCCCCUGGUCCUGCGGCAGCUCGGCUUCGCACGGCCUCCUUUCUCAGGAGCGGGUGGACGUGAGCUGCACGGGUAGGAUUGACUCCGACAGUGCCGCGGCCUCGGGCGGCCGCGUACGUCCUGGGCCCGUGGCCCGUACGGCGGUCCCAGCGGUCUCGGGUCGGUGCCUUCUCUGGCUGGUGGUCCCAAAAAAGUCCGCACAGAAACUCCAGCGGUCCUGCGGUUGCCGCGCGGCGGACCCGCGUUACCAGGGUUGUCAAGACUGGCCGCUGAUUCCAUGGCGACUGGACUGUCUUUGCUCGAGGGAGUUUGGUUCAAGCCAUUCGGUUAAGCUCUCGCCUUCGAAGCUGUCGAUUGUUUUCGUUUGUGCGUUGAGUGAUGCGCACUAGCUAUGCCCAGUUUUGUGCAGCGUUUGCAUCAACAUUGGCUGCUGGACAGAACGAUCAACAUUUAUGGGAUGAUUAUGCGAAGCCUACACGCGAACUUACGGCACGGUGGCGGAUUAAUUGUUGGAGAUGCCCCAGAGUUGAUACAGUCGGAUGGAUCGUGGGAUUUGCAAUCUCUCCUCGCUUCACAUGGGGAGUUGAUCGUCCGGACGUCGCUCGUUUCCAAGGUAAGCAACGAGGCGUUUCCAGCAGAUGGACCUUCCAUGCGCAUCAAAGAGUUCGUGGAUCUCAAUUCGACGAAGUAUUCGGUUUUCCAAAAGUGCGAGGAAGGCGACAUGUUUGCCUUCAAUGUUUCAGCGAUUCCAGCAGAGCUUGAUAAGCUCAUCAUCCUGUCCAUGGCCAAAGGAGGCUCGAGCACUGCUUUCCACAAUCACGGUGUCGCUGCCUUUUUCCUUGUAAGCGGCAUCAAAUUAUGGUUGCUUGCAAAACGCAUACCCGCCGCCAUGCAGCAUGUCUUGGCCUACCAGACUGGACAUGAGUUGCUUCAGCACCGAGAACACUUCGACGAGUGGGGCGUGACUGUCCUGCUGCAACGCCCUGGCCAGAUUGUGGUGGUCCCUUACCUCUGGUACCAUUCAACAAUAAAUCUCGAAACGGCGAUAGGAGUGUCUUAUCAAGGGGAGUACAACAUCACGAGUGGCACGACAGACAACGAACAUUCUUGCAUUGGGUCGUUUCAGGAGGGGCAGUGCUCACAAGCGUUUCGCAUAUGUACAGGAGAGAACCCAUAUCAAAUUCGAUAUUGGGAGGAAUGUAUUGGUAGCUGGGACCCCACCGAGGCGCGUGAGCAUUUGCAGGAGCUCGAAAAACAUAUACUCGCCACUUCAUGCAUAGACUGCGAAUAUGAAUGGACUCGUGUGGCUUUCAUGUGGGCGAGGUUAGAUGUGAAGAAAGCGGUUUCGUGCCUUAAGCGAGCUUUGAAAGCAAAUCCAUCCUACAUCCAAGCGUUGAUGGGGGCAUUUGCGCUCACGAAUGACGAGAAAUUUGAGAAGAAGCUGAAGAAGCUGUACGGCAGGUUUCCCAGUACCCCCCCGCUGCAAGAUCAUUUCGAACCCCGCGCUGAGCCAGAGCUGUAGAGCUACGGCUACGGGCGGGCGGAUUGGUUUUCCCGUUUUCUGUCCCUUCUGCUUCGCCCGGUGGCCUGAGGCUCACAUUGUGGGGCUCCCAGUGCGUGCACCCGCUGAGCAAAUCCUACCCCCCUCCCCUCCUCCCUUCUUCCUCGCAGGGUGCCGCAGAGUAGGGAAGACCCUGACUAUACACCGAUACCGAUCGUGUCGAGGCCGCUCUUAGGCCCAUGAUCGAUUUGUUACACGGCGUUUUCCCCCCACACCAGUCUUGGCCCAGGAUCGGCCUGGCCAGGAUUGGCGUUGACAUUUGGCGUCUUCCAACCCCAGCGCCUGUCCUCGGCUGAGUGCUGCGGCAAGCGUCUUCGUACCCCAGCGCGCCCGCCGCCUCUGCCCUCGCGGAGAGCGCCCUGUCCGAAGCGCCGGGCACGUUGAGCGCGCCUUGCGUUGCGCUGCGCUUUUGUGUCGCGUGUCUGUUGUUCCUCGCCAGGCCCCGUAAGGACUCCAAGCAGGUCGUGAGGGCCCCCUGCUCCGGGUCGGACGCUGGGGGGAGCGAUAGGAUUCGCUAACCCCCCUUCGCUAACCCCCUUUCGUCGACCCGACUGUUGCCGCGGGAGCGCUGCCUGUCCCGAGUCGCGCCUCUGGACGUCAGACAGUGCGCCCCGGAGAGAGGCUCGGACGUUCGGCCUGGGGGCGUCGGCAGCCUGCAGAGGAAGGUGCAGGUCGCGCGUAUUACUGAGAGAUUGUUCCUCGCAUUGCCUUGGCCGAGCGCUUCUUCAGCAGCUUCCACUGAGCUGGUCCCAGUUUCUGACUCUCCUGUGCGUGCACGCGGCCCGUACGUGCAAGGCUGGGGAUCUGGCCAGAACGCCUGGCGGGAGAUUUCAUUAUGACCAGAUCUCCAAGCGUCUUGAACAACAAAAUUGCUGGGCUCUUAUUUUUUUAUCAGCACCCUUCAGUAGGGGCUUCUUACCCAUUGUCCUCCACAUUUU